AUGGCUGAAUUUUUAGCCGAAAAUAAUCACUGCGGUCAGAAUAUAUUAAGAUUAGUUUCUCGUGGUAAUGCGAUAAUUGCUGAAAUUUUACGACUUAAAGACUUUAUACCACAAAUAUAUAGAUUAGAUUCUAAAGCUGAUCAACAAAAAUAUGGUGACUUGAUAUUAGAUUUUUCUUAUUUUAAAAACUUGGAAGGAUUUGAACAAAAAGUUGAAAAUGAUCCAAAAUUACAAGAUUUGGAUGAAGAAAUAAGAGAAAACAAUUUAGAAAUAAUAACACGUUUUUAUUUAGCUUUUGAAAGCAUUCAUAAGUAUGUUAUCGAUUUAAAUAGAUUUUUAGAAGACUUGGAUGAAGGCAUUUACAUUCAACAAACCUUAGAAAGUGUAUUGGAAUCUGAUGAGGGCAAGCAACUUAUGUGUGAAAGUUUAUAUUUGUAUGGAGUUAUGCUUUUAUUAGUCGAUUUGCACAUAGAUGGCAGUAUUAGAGAAAGACUAUUAGUAUCUUACUAUCGCUACAGUGCCCAAAAAUCGAAUUCAGAAAGCAAUAUUGAUGAUGUUUUUAAAUUAUUAUGUUCUACUGGUUUUUCAAGUAGUGGAGGAAAUAAAAGACCAUCACAAUAUCCUGAAGAUUAUUUUAGACGAAUACCUAUCAAUGAAACUUACAUAGAUAUGGUUUUAGGAAGGCUAAGAAGUGAUGAUAUAUAUCACCAACUCAAAGUUUAUGCUCUACCUGAGCACAGAAGUACAGCUCUUGCAAAUCAAGCUGCUAUGCUUGUCAUUUGCUUAUUUUUUUCUCCUAAAAUUUUGAACAAUCAAACAGCUGUCAUGAGAGAAAUUGUGGAUAAAUAUUUUCCAGAUAAUUGGGUGUUGAGUAUUUACAUGGGAGAAGUCAUAAAUCUUAUCGAUGUUUGGGAUUCUUAUAAAGCAGCAAAAUCCGCCUUAUCAAAUUCUUUGGAAACAUCAAAUCUAUCAAAUUAUGCCAAUAAACACAAAAACAAAUUACAGAAAUUGACUGCAUGUAUUGAAAAGUUUGUGGAAGAAGGUGCCUUAACAGAAGAUCAACUUCUCGAUAAUUCUCAAAGAGUUAUGAACCUAAUUAGAGAAGCGAAUGUUACUUUGCGAUGGCUGAUGCUUCAUACAGCUCCCCUUUUUCCUGUUUCGGAAGGGAGUAAAAAAUGUAAACAAAUAAGAGAUUACAUUAUUUCCGAAAUAAAAUUUUCUCCCUUGGAUAUGUUUCAACUUUUGCUAAACGCAGCGCAAUUCGAAUUAAAAGUCAAGGAUAUGUUUAAAGCAUUGUUGCUUGAAAAGCAAGAUAAGUGGGAAUCGUAUAAAAAAGAAUGUGUCGAUCGUAUGAAUGAAUUAUCGGAUGUAUUUUCGGGAACGAAACCUUUGACGAGAAUAGAAAAAAAUGAAAAAUUACAUGCGUGGUUUCAAGAUAUAGGUAAACAAAUUGAUUCUUUAAAUCACGAAGAAACAAAUGCAUCUGGAAGAAAAAUUGUUCAGUUGAUCAGAGCUUUAGAAGAAGUUCAAGAAUUUCACGACCUGGCCAAUCAACUUCAAGUUUGUCAAUUUUUAUUAGAAACUCGUAACAUUCUUCAUUCAAUGUUGAGAAGCAUAAAUAUUAAGGAAGAAGUACCCAUUCAUCUUCAAGUCAUUGCAGAUAUGAGUUAUGCAUGGUUAAUUAUGGAUUCGUACACGAAAUAUAUGCAAAAAGGCAUAAAAGAAGAUCCUUCUCUUGUCGUUAAAUUAAGAGCAACAUUUUUAAAAAUGGCUUCAGCUUUAGAAAUUCCACUGAUGAGAAUUAAUCAGGCAAGAAGUUCUGAUUUAGUUUCCGUUUCCCAAUAUUAUUCGAACGAACUUGUUGCAUACGUGAGAAAAGUACUUCAUAUCAUUCCAGAAACAAUGUUUCAAAUAAUGGCAAAAAUAGCUCACAUUCAAACUUAUGAGAUUAAGGAAGUGCCAACAAGGUUGGAUAAGGAUCAGCUUAAGGAAUAUGCUCAAUUGGAUCACAGAUUUCAGGUUGCCAAAUUAACUCACGAUGUGUCCGUGUUAACGGAUGGGAUAACAAUGAUGAAAUCGACUUUGGUAGGAGUCAUUAGAAUCGAUCCCAUUCAAUUAUUGGAGGAUGGGAUUAGAAAGGAAUUGGUUAAACACAUGGCUACGGCUUUGAACAAUGGACUUUCAUUUAAUUCUAAAAGCAAGACAAGUGAAUUAAUUCAAAAACUAGAAACGUUGGGUGACGUCAUGGAUGGUCACAAAAAAUCAUUUGAAUACAUACAAGAUUACAUUCACAUAUACGGAUUGAAAAUUUGGCAAGAAGAAUUGACGAGAGUUAUCGGGUAUAACGUGGAACAAGAAUGUAAUAAUUUUUUACGAAAUAAAAUUUCGGACUGGCAAAGCAGGUACCAAAGUAAAACGAUACCCAUUCCAAAAUUUUCUUCCCAAGAUUCUUCGUCCGUGAAUUUCAUGGGAAGACUAGCGAGAGAAUUAAUUAAAAUAACCGAUCCAAAGUGUACAAUUUACUUAGAGUCCACCGUUACCUGGUACGAUUUGAAAACAAAAACGGAAGUUGUAAAUACGAAAUCAUUUUCGAAAAUAACAAAAUCCGUUGGAACACAAGGAGUCACGGGAUUGGAUUGUCUUCUCUCCUUCAUGAUAUCCAGCGAAUUGCAAAAUUUUUUAGGACAGUUGGAAAAAGUCGUGGUAAAAGAUAAAUCCGUAUUGCAAAUAUUAGAAGACGCGUCGAAAAAUUUUAAAAAUAAAAAUGACGUCAUAAAAAAUGGUAGCAAAUAUUAUUUGAAUUACACGUCAAAAAUAUCGAAAACGUUGACUCAAUUAUUAUUAGAUUGGAUAUUGAAAAUCGGUCAAAUGCAAUUGUUGAGAAUUCACAUAGCUUACGAAUUAUCGACAUUUUGUAAAUUUGAAUCCCCGAAUUUGUCGUCCGUCAUCGAAGCUUUCAACAGAGCUUUGCUGUCGGACGUGAGGAAACAUUUUAGAGAUCCAUCCAUGCCUUAUCCGAGCGAAGACAGUUUACUUUUUCCAAAUAUUUCUUCUCAAUUAGACGCCGUCGGAUUAAGCGAUCCAACAAUGAAAAUAUACGUGACGACGAAAAAUAUAAAUCAUUUUCCACUCCUCAUAUUUUUAUUCUCUCUCUCUCAAUUGCAUAAACUUCAAUAUUCGAAAACAGUCGGUACUUUACUAUCUAAAAAACCUACUACGGAUCCAUUGGAUGGAAUUUCAUUCGCGAUGGGUUUGCAAACUCUUUUCCGUCAAUUUCAUUCCGAUGCGAAACAAGAAUUUCUAAGUUAUUUCGGACAAUAUCUCAAAUCCGUCGUCGUUGAAAAUUGUCAAAAGGUCAAAUACGAAGCAUCCGAUGAGAUUUUAACCGGGAUUUAUUUUGCAGAAUCAUUCGUGAGAUUAUCGAGAUUACCGAAAGAAAUAUUGGACGAGUACGUACCCAAAGUCGUUUUAGAUCUUUAUCCUUUGGUUUAUUAG
Molecule: messenger RNA, 3495 nt
Organism: Pediculus humanus corporis (human body louse)
Lineage: Eukaryota; Metazoa; Arthropoda; Insecta; Psocodea; Pediculidae
Exons: 20
Coding region: 1-3495 (1164 amino acids)
Biological process (GO): endosome organization; regulation of actin nucleation; actin filament polymerization
Cellular component (GO): WASH complex; endosome
Source: RefSeq, a predicted model, not a curated record